CUGGGGUUAUGGUGCCGGAUUAGGAGCUGUGUGGGCUGAGCUAGCUCGGCCACAGACACCGGGUGCCCCUGGGCAGGCCAGAGAGAGAAGCAUUUAAAAAAUGCCCAAGUGAUUUAGGAGUCCAAGUCUCAUGCUCAGAGUGUCUUCAGCCUGUAGAAGCUUGUUGCCUUUCAAUGGCUUUGGCUUCUGACAAGGUCACCCCCAAAUGCCCCAUUUCUCCCUUCCACCCCUCCAUCAGCCUAGACUGUUACUUUUCGGGGUGGGGACAGCCUCUCCCAUGCACUUACACAGGACCCGGCACAAUGGGGCCCCGAUCUCAAGUAGGGUCUCCAGGUGCUACUACAAAACAACCCCCCCAUGUAGCCCAGUAAGAUUUGGGGGGUGCCUGUGUCCUCUCUGACUUGCCUGGGAGCAUUUCCCAGCCCUGGGCUGAGCACUGCAAGCCACACAAGUCAAUGGGCAGGUCAGAGGAACUGGGGGAAACCCCAGCAGAGGCUGGGCAAUGCGCUCCAGCAGUCAGUCCUUCCACCCAACGUGAGACUUGAGAGCAGAUGCUCCCCAGUUUCUGAGCUUCAGACCCCCACUGGGUAUCCCCAAGUUGAGCACCUGCCUCACUCCCCACCUUGAGCACCCUGGCCCAUGUAUAUAAGGCCAUCGCCACCGUACGCGGCCACGUCACUCCAAGAGAAGGAUGGAGCGGCAGCAUCACUUGAGGGAGGCAAACCCCCCUGACAGACAGACCAACUCCCGAGCUCUCGCUACGCAAUGUGGUGACAACCAGAAGGCACCCAGCACCGUACCGGACCAGGCCCUUCACUCGGGCACUCUCAGGGAGGAGCCUGACAGUGGCCGAGGGCUGCGAGAAGACAUGCCAGAUGGGGCGUCCCUGGAAUUUGCAAGCAGGUGGCAGCUUCCAAAACCCGCUGCAAAGGCUUUUUCUUUUUAUGCAAAGCCAGCUUGCCAGUCUCCCCCAUGCCACCUCCUCCUCACCUGCCCCCUGCACAAAGGCUCCUCACUGAGAUGGCACCUGGGGUUGGGCUCAUGGUUUGCAGAUGACGCCGGGAGGGCAGUGCUGUGCAUUUGACUGCCGAGCGCCGAACACAAAAUCCCUCCUUGAAUGCACUUUGCUAAGCAAAUUCUCCAGUGUCCCACUCCCCUCCCAGCACUCUCCUCAGCAAGAGCCCCCAGGGCUUGCUGAUGCCACCCCCUCCAUCCAUCCCCAAACCUCUGCCUUUUUAAACACCCCUACAAGCACCGGCUGCAGGACAGCGAAGCCAUGGCCAGCAUCCUGCUGCUGCUCCUGAGCUCUGGCAGCGUGGCAGCCCGCGAGCUCACGUGCAUGUCGGCUCAGUUCAAGAGGCCUGGCCACUACAUCCUGGGAGGGCUGUUCCCAUUCGGCAUCAACACCGUGAACCUCAGCGCGCGGGUGGAGCCCACGGCUGUCGCGUGUGAAAGGUUAUAUGCCACGGGGCUAAUCUGGGCUCUGGGCAUGAAGUUUACCGUGGAUGAGAUCAACAACUCCACGUCGCUGCUCCCGGGCGUCCAGCUGGGCUACGAGAUCUACGACAGCUGCUUCGAGCCCGUGGUGGCCCUGCAGCCCAGCCUGCUCUUCCUGACCCGGGAGCGCAGCGCCGGGAUCGACGUCCUGUGCAACUACACCGACUACCAGCCCCGCGUGGCUGCUGUGAUCGGGCCCCACACGUCAGACCUCUGCAUGGCGACGGCCAAGCUCUUCAGCUUCUUCCUGACCCCGCAGGUCAGCUACGGAGCCAGCGCUGACAAACUGAGCAACAGCGAGCUGUACCCCUCCUUCUUCCGCACGGUGCCCAGCGACAAGCAGCAGGUGGAGGCCAUGAUCCACCUGCUCAAAAGGUUCGAGUGGAACUGGAUUGCCGUCAUCGGGAGCGACGAUGAGUACGGCCGCGAAGGGCUCAGCCUCUUCACCAACUUGGCCGCCAGCUACGGGAUCUGCAUAGCCUACGAGGGUGUCAUCCCCACCGACUGGUUGGACCCGAACCCCUGGGAGAAGCUGGACGAGGUGAUUAAAUACAUCAACUCCACCCAGGUGAACGUCAUCGUGCUCUUCUCCAUCGACCGCCCGGCGCAGACCCUGCUGGAGCGCUGCAUCAAGAAGGGGCUGAGCCCGAAAGUCUGGAUUGCCACCGAAGCCUGGGUGAUGUCCGACAUCAUCAUCUCCAUCCCUCGCAUCCACACCAUCGGGACUGUCAUCGGUUUCAUCAUCAAAGGUGGCAAGGUACUCGGCUUUGAGGAUUAUGUCGCCCAGCUCUUCACCUCCAUCCAGCAGGAGAGCUUCUGCCAGGCCUCCCGGGAGUGGAGCCGCCAAAUGGAGUCGGGGGUGCUGGGCCCGCAGUGCGAGCACUGCAACCACAUGAGCUGGCAGGAUGUGGCCUCCUUGGUGAUGCACCGGCAGACCUACGCGGUGUACAUGGCUGUGUACAGCGUGGCCCAUGCCCUGCACAAGGUGCUCGGCUGCACGAAGGACAGGUGCUCCACGGUGCCCAUCAAAUCCUGGCAGCUGCUGGAGGUCAUGAGGACGCUUCAGUUCGAGGUGAAUAACUACAGCUUCAAGUUUGACCAGUCCCAGAGCACCAACAUGGGCUAUGAGAUCUUGCUGUGGAGCUGGCAGAACCACACCCUCCACCACAUCUCCGUCGGGGAAUACGAGAACUCCCUGUCCAUCAACAAGUCCCUGAUCCAGUUCCACACUGAGGAUAACAAGAACCCAAUGUCCACCUGCUUCAGCCACUGCAAGCCAGGGCAGUUGAGAAGAGUGAAGGGCUUCCACCUCUGCUGUUACGACUGCAUCGACUGCCCCAGAAACACCUACAAGGACAGCAAGGAAGACAGGUUCUGCAUUCCCUGCUCCCAGCACCAGUGGUCGCCGGCUCAAAGCAUCAAGUGCUGGGACCGGACCGAGAGGUACCUCUUCUGGGGGGAGCCGCUCACCAUUGGCUUGCUCAUCCUGACGUUCACUGCCCUGGCCCUGAGCUGCCUGGCAGCUGCCCUCUUCUACAGGAACCUCAGCACCCCCCUGGUGCAGGCGGCCGGGGGCUGGAUGAGCGUCUGCGCCUUGCUCAGCCUCUCGCUGAUGAGCAUAAGCACCAUGUUGUAUGUAGGGAAGCCCAGGCGUUACAUCUGCCUGAUAUACCAGCCCAUCUACACCCUGUGCCUCAGCAUCUGCUUCUCCACCCUCCUCGUCAAGUCACUCCAGAUUGCCCUGGUGACGGAGUUCAAGAGCUGUGCCCGCACCCUCCUGCCCUGGGUGACCCAGAGGAGAGCCUGGAUCCUGGUGGCCUUCUGCUUCCUUGUCGAGAGCCUGCUGUGCCUCGGGUCCCUCUGCAGUGCCCCUCCCCUGCUGAAGUACGACUACAAGCUGCUGCCCACAGAGACGCUGCUCUACUGCCAGUUACAGUCCUGGCUCUUCUUCUUCUUGGUGCAUGGUUUCAACAGCGCCACGGCCUUCAUCUGCUUCCUCUGCACCUUCAUGGUGCAGACCUCAGGCAAGAAGUACAACAUAGCCCGGGGCAUCACGUUCACUAUGCUGAUCUAUUUCUUAACCUGGAUCUUCUUCAUCGCCACCUAUACCACCAUAAAGCCCACCUACAAGCCUGCCACCCAGAUGGGCGCCAUCCUUAGCACAGUCCUGGGCACCCUUAUAGCUAACUACCUCCCCAAGUGCUACGUCCUCCAGUUCAAGCCCGACUGGAACACAUUGGAGCGUUUCCAGAACUAUGCCAAGGAGGCACCAGAGGACAAGGACUCUGGCUAAGUGGAGGACAAAGCUGGCAGAGG
This is a messenger RNA of Alligator sinensis (Chinese alligator), 3813 nucleotides long. It is a transcript of the gene TAS1R3, whose product is annotated as taste 1 receptor member 3. NCBI's taxonomy places the organism in Eukaryota, Metazoa, Chordata, Crocodylia, Alligatoridae. Gene Ontology annotation, cellular component: membrane. The record is from RefSeq and is a predicted model, not a curated record. The transcript has 6 exons. Gene Ontology annotation, molecular function: sweet taste receptor activity; G protein-coupled receptor activity. Gene Ontology annotation, biological process: sensory perception of umami taste; sensory perception of sweet taste; G protein-coupled receptor signaling pathway. Bases 1277 to 3790 code for a protein of 837 amino acids.